Daphnia pulex (common water flea) is the source of this 1456-nucleotide messenger RNA. Its product is annotated as vascular endothelial growth factor receptor 1-like. The record is from RefSeq and is a predicted model, not a curated record. Lineage: Eukaryota; Metazoa; Arthropoda; Branchiopoda; Diplostraca; Daphniidae. Bases 1 to 1287 code for a protein of 428 amino acids. The transcript has 7 exons.
AUGUUUUAUGAACCCCCUGUACGACUUUGCAUUUCAUCAGUCAAUUCGAGAUGGAUAGGAGGACUACUUUUAGUACACUUGAUCCUGGUAGCCAAACAAUGUUCCGCCCAACAAAUCCGUUUAAUUCCGUAUAUUCCAGAGCAAGUGUUUGCUGUAGGUUCCAACAUCACCUUGACUUGCAUCUUUGAAGAUGUAGAAUUAUAUAAGGACAAUUCGUUGUGGCAGGCGUGGCAACUGCCCGACUAUGUUGCCAAACAUCCGGAAUUGAGCGAUGCAAGCCACCGCCUUAGUCAGACGUAUGUUAAGAACGGAACGCACAUGAUAUCGACGAUGACCCUCACAAACGCUGAAACCAAAGACACUGGAUAUUUCGGUUGUACCGUGCGUUUGUUUCGUCUGCGUGACGAGAACUAUGAAGUGAAACAAUACGUCUACGUUUCAAGUAAUGACAAUAAUGUUUUCAUUGACGACCAACAAGGUGGCAUGAAGAACAGCACCUUUAUUUUUGAACACGGAAAUUCUGGCCUUGUCCCGUGCAAGUCCACUCAUCCUAAUGUUACCGUCUCGCUCAUCCGCAACUCUCGAAAUUUAUUAUCUGAACCCAAUUCAAACUGGUUGAUGGAAUCGAAACGCGGAUUGAUACUUCAUCAAGCGACGUUUGAAGACACUGGUGACUACCAGUGCAUUGGAACAGUCAAUAAUAUCAGCACGAAGAUAUUUUUUAAGAUUUUCGUUGAAGGAAUAGAAUUGAUAAGAGUUGACAACAUUGCUGAUCCAUGGGAAGGAAACAAUGUCACAUUAAUUUGUCGUGCCAACACCAAUCCCGAAUUUGCUUCGCCUCCCGAAUGGUUUUUCAAGUCAAAAUUCGACAUGAGUACACUAAAACGAAUUAAUGAGACGGGCCCAUCUGAAGGCAUUAAAAUCAGCUUAACUAAUGACGAGUUGGGAGUUUACGAAAGUCGACUAGAACUUCUCAAUGUUAACCGCCAAACUACUCACAGAGAAUUUAAGUGCAACUCAAAAAUCGAUAACAAAACUGUAUCGAAAGAAAUUUCUUUUUUUAUUACAGGGCCUGAUCACUCAUGGAUAAUCUACGGACUAAUACUUCCUAUCGGUAUUAUUGUUCUUGUCAUGAUUUUUGUUGCAAUCAUCGUUGUCAUCCGAAGGCGAUAUUGUGCGUCCUGUGACAUUGAAGAAUCCUCCUGUUGUGUUUGUCUACUCGGACUUUUGAACUGCUUACAGAUGUGCACUUAUUGCUGCCUUGCUGCAUCCGACUUCAGCUCGUAGACAUUCCUCAUAAGGAACAGAAAAUUUUUAAUUUCUAAAACAAUUUAUGGUCUUCGUUUGCAUUUUUUUAAUGCACCGCCGCAUUAUUAUGCGUAUUGUUUUAUAAUUACCUCCUCCUUCUAUCACCCCUUAGUAAAUAAUUAGUAAUACAUUUUGCCAAAAAUUUAAA